Molecule: messenger RNA, 480 nt
Organism: Vigna umbellata (rice bean)
Lineage: Eukaryota; Viridiplantae; Streptophyta; Magnoliopsida; Fabales; Fabaceae
Source: RefSeq, a predicted model, not a curated record
GAACUUCAUAACGUAUAUUGUAUGCAUACUACACAAAAAACCAUGUCUAACGGUGGCUUAUCACUUCAAAUUUCCGCCAGUGGUGAAAAACCUCCCUUUAGACCCACUGCAAAUUUUCAUCCCUCGGUUUGGGGCGAUCGCUUCCUUUCCUCUGUUCCUUGUUCCGCUGAAAGUGAUAGCCGUACUCAAGAAGCUAAACUAUUAAAAGAGGACGUGAGGAAGAGACUUGUCUCACCGAUUGAUGAUAACAAUUUCUCUCUCAAAUUGAUCCUCAUUGAUUCAGUCCAACGUUUGGGUGUGUCUUACCAUUUUGAACAUGAAAUUGACGAUGCUUUAUGUAAAAUUUAUGACAUUUCAACAAAGGACAAUGAUAUCAUAGCUCACUGUGAUGAUCUUUACCACACGGCUCUACUCUUUCGGCUGCUUAGACAACAAGGAUACCGCAUUUCUUCAAGUAGGUUUUCCUGAGCAUUUAACCAA